Cuscuta epithymum is the source of this 2166-nucleotide messenger RNA. Lineage: Eukaryota; Viridiplantae; Streptophyta; Magnoliopsida; Solanales; Convolvulaceae. The record is from the annotation of a GenBank genome assembly.
AGAAUUUACCAAACGUAAAAACACGUCCAAAACAAACACCAGCUUCAUUCUUCCAAAUAAAAAAUCAAAAGCUCUAAAUUCUUUCGCUGGGUUGUAACCUGCAAACAAAGUGUUUGGCUAAACGCCCUUUAUUUACUGUGUGUACCUUUUCCACUGCAAACAAAGGUUAGAAUACACCUAUUUUCUGGUAUUCAUAACGCCAAGGGAUGGAGUUCACAACUUGUCUUAAAUCCAACUUUAACCAACUAUCAACUUUUCUACACCAACCGAUUAAUCGCCAGAACACUCACUAUCGCCGUUUUUUAGCUUCGCUCUACACUAUGACUGCUAAAUCUAUGCACUGCAGAGCCACUGCCGAAAUGCAAAGCAAGAGCGGCUCAUUUGGAACCAUCGAAAAGGUCAAACCAAUCUCUGGUGAUCAUUCCUCUGAUCUGGCAUUAUCAAGUUUAGCAGCUCUAUGCCCAUUAGAUGGCCGCUAUUGGGAUAAAGUUAAGGAUCUGGUUCCAUUCAUGAGCGAGUAUGGCCUCAUUCGCUUUCGAGUCCUAGUUGAGGUUAAAUGGUUGCUAAAGCUUUCAGAAAUUCCUGAAAUCCCUGAAGUUCCUAGUUUUUCUUUGGGAGCAAAAUCUUAUCUGCAUGGCUUGAUUGAUGGAUUUAGCUUGAAUGAUGCAAUGGAAGUCAAGGAAAUUGAGAAAGUAACUAACCAUGAUGUUAAAGCAGUGGAGUAUUUUCUUAAACAAAGAUGCCAAUCACAUGGAGAAAUUGCUAAGGUGCUUGAAUUUUUCCAUUUUGCGUGCACUUCUGAGGACAUCAACAAUCUAGCACAUGCAUUAAUGCUAAAAGAAGCUAUUAAUAGUGUUAUAUUGCCAGCCAUGGAUGAGCUGAUUACUGCAAUCACUGACAUAGCCACAUAUACUGCACAUGUCCCAAUGCUUUCUAGGACCCAUGGGCAGCCAGCUUCACCAACAACACUAGGAAAGGAAAUGGCUAUUUUUUCAUAUCGGUUAUUUAAUGAGAGACGUGAGAUUUCACAAGUUGAGAUGCGAGGGAAGUUUGCGGGUGCAGUUGGAAAUUACAAUGCACAUAUAGUUGCAUAUCCUGAUGUUAACUGGCCACAAGUUGCCGAAGACUUUGUAACAUCUCUUGGCUUAAGCUUCAAUCCAUAUGUUCCCCAGAUUGAAACUCAUGACUACAUGGCAAAGCUGUUUCAUUCGAUUAUCCAAUUCAACAACAUUUUAAUCGAUUUUAAUCGAGACAUUUGGGGAUACAUUUCAUUACGAUACUUCAAACAGACAACCAAAGCUGGUGAAAUUGGAUCUUCAACAAUGCCUCACAAAGUGAAUCCCAUCGAUUUUGAGAACAGCGAAGGGAAUCUUGGAGUUGCUAAUGGAGGCCUAUCACAUCUAAGCACAAAGCUGCCGAUAUCACGGUGGCAGAGGGAUUUGACGGAUUCUACGGCUCUUAGAAAUAUGGGAGUAGGAUUGGGGCAUUCUCUUCUUGCUUAUAGAAAUGCAUUACGGGGAAUUUCAAAGCUUCAGGUCAAUGAAGCUGCCUUGACAGAAGAUUUGGACCAAUCAUGGGAGGUUCUUGCUGAACCUAUACAAACUGUGAUGCGAAGAUAUGGUGUCCCAGAGCCAUAUGAAAAACUAAAAGAGCUAACCCGGGGGAGAACAGUGACAAAAGAUAGCAUUAGGGAGUUCAUUGAAGGUAUAGAAAUACCUCAUAAUGCAAAGACUACUCUUUUGAACUUAACACCACAUACGUAUAUUGGUGCUGCUGCUGAAUUGGCCAGAAACAUAGAAAACAUUACUAAAUCCAAGUAAUGUGGCUAUUGCAUCUGGCCUUGACUAUGAUCGAAGUAUCUUUGAGGUAGUCUUGUCAUCACUAACAACAAGUUCAGCUGGUAAGUUGAGUUGGAACUAUCCUUGUCUCGGAGCAUUGAAGUUUCGAUUUUGGUGUUAAAUUUCAGAUGAAAUUCGGUGUUGUAUUCUCAUAGUCUGAAUAAUCCUUUAACUUUUAUGUUACAUUUGGUCACUUGUAGUAUACAUUUUAUAAGCAAUACUUUCUUUCUUUAAUGAGGUUUUGUCUAGAUCAUUUUCUGAUGGCUUCUUAAACUUUUUAUGUUGUCAUUUGUGUAUCACAUAAAUGUGUGCCCUGAUGUAUUUCCGA